Messenger RNA from Cladophialophora yegresii CBS 114405, 1653 nucleotides. RefSeq lists its product as uncharacterized. Gene Ontology annotation, cellular component: membrane. The coding region runs from base 1 to 1653 and encodes 550 amino acids. Gene Ontology annotation, molecular function: amino acid transmembrane transporter activity. The transcript is spliced from 2 exons. Gene Ontology annotation, biological process: amino acid transmembrane transport. The record is from RefSeq and is a predicted model, not a curated record. Lineage: Eukaryota; Fungi; Ascomycota; Eurotiomycetes; Chaetothyriales; Herpotrichiellaceae.
AUGGAGGGCGAAACCAAGGACAUCGAAACCGGCAAAGCGACUGACACCGCGGUUGACAAGCAUCAAGAUGUGGAAGACUUGAAAGAACACGUACGCGAAGAUCGUAACGUCGGCACCCUUGAACGCCGUCUCAAGUCCCGCCAUGUUCAGUUUCUUGCCCUCUCUGGCGCCAUCGGGACAGGUCUCUUUGUCGGGAGCGGUCAAGCCCUCAGUCUCGCAGGACCUCUUUCAACGUUCCUGGCAUACCUCAUCACUGGCUUCAACCUCUACGCGGUGAUCAACAGUCUCGGUGAGAUGGCAACAUACUUGCCGCUACCCGGUGCUGUCCCUGUGUAUGCAGCGCGAUUUGUUGAUCCAGCUCUGGGGUUCACGCUCGGCUGGAAUUAUUGGUACCAAUUCGCAAUCGGAGUGCCCAUUGAAAUAUCCGCAGCUGCAGUUGUCAUCGAUUACUGGCCGAACGCUGUCUCGAGUGUGGUAUGGAUCACUAUCCUGCUAAUUCCCAUGGUGGUUGUCAAUUGCCUUCCUGUUCGUAUCUACGGAGAGGCGGAGUUUGUCUUUGGUGCUAUCAAGCUCACAACCAUCGUGGGACUAAUCCUGCUCAUGUUCAUCAUCACAUUGGGAGGCGCACCAAACCACGACAGGAUCGGAUUUCGAUAUUGGGACAAUCCAGGUCCCAUGCUCGAGUACCUGGAGACUGGUGCACUAGGCCGCUUUCUGGCAUUCUGGAAGGUCUUCAUCCAAGCAACAUUCAGCUACGGCGGCAGCGAGAUGGUGGUGGUGGCAGCUGGAGAGUGUGAGAACCCUCGACGAAAUAUUCCAAAGGCUGUGCGACGAGUGUUUUGGCGGAUCGCCAUCUUCUACGUGCUUGCUCUGUUCCUAGUCAGCAUGUGUGUCUCUGCGAAAGAUCCGCGGCUGUUGAACGCCAUCAGCAGCUCAGCUCCCGGUGCAGCAGCCAGUCCGUUCGUGAUCGCAAUUACCAAUGGUGGGAUAUCAGUGCUUCCGUCCAUCAUCAAUGCUGUCAUUCUAUCUUCGGCAUGGUCGGCAGGAAACUCGUUCUUCUAUGCUUCGACUCGUAUACUGUACGCCACGGCGUUGGAUCACCGCGCCCCGGCUUUCCUACGCUUUGAGAAGUUCGGUGUGCCCUACGCCUGCGUUGGAGCUACGACUCUGCUCUCUCUACUCGUCUACCUGAACGUUUCAGCCACGUCUGCGGAAGUCUUCUUCUGGAUCUCGAAUCUCUCGGCAGUGAGCACACUGAUUGUGUGGGCGAGCGUCUGCAUCACCUACAUCCGGUUCUACCACGGACUGCAACACAACGGCAUCCCGCGGUCGACGCUUCCGUACAAAUCACCACUGCAGCCAUUCCUGGCCUACUUUGCAGUCUGCUUCUGCACCAUCGUGGCUAUUUUCAAUGGCUAUGACUGUUUCUUCCCUGGGAGAUUCAGUGCCAAGAGUUUCAUCCCGCCGUACAUCGACAUUCCCAUCUUUGCUACGCUCUUCAUUGGCUACAAGGUGGUCAAGCGGACCAAGUUCGUCAAGCUGAGCGAGAUGGACUUGUGGAGUGGCAAGGCCGAGGUUGACAGGUUGGAGGGGACCUGGCCGGAGGUGAAGGCGAGAAAUCUCCUCGAGAGGAUCUGGUACUGGAUUGCCUGA